This is a messenger RNA of Rubroshorea leprosula, 1614 nucleotides long. The record is from the annotation of a GenBank genome assembly. NCBI's taxonomy places the organism in Eukaryota, Viridiplantae, Streptophyta, Magnoliopsida, Malvales, Dipterocarpaceae.
AUAGAAGUAACAGAAGAUGACGCAAACAGAUGCACAACUCUAGAUCCACGCACAAUCUCCGUUCUUGAAUCCCACAUCCCAUCUCAAGAGAUGGAAGGAGCAGCAGGACUGCAGCCCGCCGACACCGAGAUGGCCGAGGCCGCCCAGCAGCCCGAUCAGCAACAUCAUCCGCAGCCCACCCCACAAAUGGGAGCGGCCGGGAUGGAGAUUCCGGCCACGCUCAGCCACGGUGGCAGGUUCAUUCAGUAUAACAUCUUUGGGAACAUAUUUGAGGUUACUGCCAAAUACAGGCCCCCAAUCAUGCCCAUCGGCAAGGGCGCCUAUGGCAUCGUCUGUUCGGCUUUGAAUUCAGAGACAAAUGAGCAUGUGGCAAUAAAAAAGAUAACAAAUGCAUUUGACAACAAGAUUGAUGCAAAGAGAACACUUCGUGAGAUAAAGCUACUUCGACACAUGGAUCAUGAAAAUGUUGUUGCAAUCAGAGAUAUAAUACCACCACCAAAGAGGGAAGCUUUUAAUGAUGUUUAUAUAGCGUAUGAACUCAUGGAUACUGACCUGCAUCAAAUAAUCCGAUCAAAUCAAGCUUUGUCAGAAGAGCAUUGUCAGUAUUUCCUCUAUCAAAUCCUACGGGGAUUGAAAUAUAUACACUCUGCAAAUGUUCUACACAGGGACUUAAAACCUAGCAACCUUCUACUGAAUGCCAAUUGUGACUUGAAAAUAUGUGAUUUUGGACUAGCUCGUGUCACCUCUGAAACUGAUUUUAUGACAGAAUAUGUCGUCACAAGAUGGUACCGUGCACCAGAAUUGUUGCUUAACUCUUCAGAUUAUACUGCAGCUAUUGAUGUAUGGUCAGUGGGUUGUAUUUUUAUGGAAUUAAUGGAUCGGAAACCUUUAUUUCCAGGCAGGGACCAUGUCCAUCAGCUCCGCUUGCUGAUGGAGCUAAUUGGCACUCCUUUGGAGGCUGAGUUAGGAUUCUUAAAUGAAAAUGCUAGGAGGUACAUUAAACAACUUCCUGUUUAUCAACGACAGUCUUUCACUGAGAAAUUUCCAAACGUCCAACCCUUAGCCAUUGAUCUUGUUGAGAAGAUGUUGACAUUUGAUCCUAGACAGAGGAUUACAGUUGAAGAUGCCCUCGCUCAUCCCUACCUAAAUUCACUCCAUGACAUUAGUGAUGAGCCUGUGUGCACGACCCCCUUUGGCUUCGACUUUGAGCACCAUGCAUUAACUGAGGAGCAGAUGAAGGAGCUCAUAUAUCGUGAGGCUCUUGCAUUCAAUCCUGAGUAUCAGCAACAGUGAACGAUCAAACGCCAUCUAUUCCUUCAGCGUGGCUUUGAUCAGUGUGGUUUCCCUUCCUUCUGUUUUAGUUAUUUAUUUGUUCUUGUAUAUAUCUGUGACCCAUCUGAGAAAGAGGUAGCUCUUGAACUUCAAUACUUUGGUCACUGGCAGAAUGCAGGGACCAAGACAAUUGUACUGGUGUUUGUAAUUUUGUAUCGUUUGUGUUAAUUUUCGUCGUUAUUAUCGAAUUGAUCUCUCUAACAUUGGCUGAGGUGGUUGACAGUUGUAAAACCAAUGUUUAGGAACAAUGAAAGUUGAAAAUCAGCCUGAUAUUGUGAAUUC